Molecule: messenger RNA, 1953 nt
Organism: Nezara viridula (southern green stink bug)
Lineage: Eukaryota; Metazoa; Arthropoda; Insecta; Hemiptera; Pentatomidae
Source: the annotation of a GenBank genome assembly
AGGAUGACAGGGCCUGAAGAGAGGAGUAUUCCACUGGCGCCGGGGUACGAGCAGUACUCCCGAUCCCUGCUGGAGGUACCCUACACCCCCACCGAGUACGGCGAGGCCUCAUCGGAUGACCUGUCUUCGGAGUGGGAUUCUGACGUUCCCGAGUCCAAGCUCAAGCCAUCUGGAUGGAGAAAAUUGAGAAAUAUCGUUCAGUGGACGCCCUUCUUCCAAACAUACAAAAAGCAGCGCUACCCUUGGGUGCAACUUGCCGGGCAUCAAGGAAACUUCAAAGCGGGCCCAGAGCCGGGUACGAUCCUGAAGAAGUUGUGUCCUAAGGAGCAGCUCUGCUUCCAGAUCCUUAUGAAGGACAUCCUGAGGCCCUAUGUCCCGGAGUACAAGGGUCAUGUUACCUGUGAGGACGGAGACGGCACGUCGAUGUACUUGCAGCUGCAGGAUCUUCUCGGGGACUUUACCAAUCCCUGUGUGAUGGACUGCAAGAUAGGAGUCCGGACGUAUCUGGAAGAGGAGUUGGCCAAAGCGAAAGAGAAACCUAAACUGCGGAAGGAUAUGUAUGAAAAGAUGAUACAAAUUGACUACAAUGCCCCAACAGAAGAGGAACACAGGCUGAAGGGUGUUACAAAGCCCAGGUAUAUGGUAUGGCGGGAAACAAUCUCCUCCACUGCUACGCUUGGCUUCAGAAUAGAAGGAAUCAAAAAAAGUGACGGGAGGUCUAGCAAGGACUUCAAAACAACUCGAACUCAAGCUCAAAUUAAAGAAGCUUUCCGGGAUUUCACUGCUGGAUUCCCCCAUGCUGUGCCAAAGUAUAUUCAAAGAUUAAAAGCUAUCAAAGCAACAUUAGAAGUUUCCCAUUUUUUCCACACACAUGAGAUGAUUGGAAGCUCAUUGCUGUUUGUCCAUGACGAGAAAGCCGCAAGUGUUUGGCUGAUUGAUUUUGCCAAGACGUUGGUCCUUCCACCAAAGGUGACCAUUGACCAUGCAUCCACCUGGGUUGUUGGAAACCACGAAGACGGGUACCUGAUUGGUAUUAACAAUCUUAUUAACAUUUUUUCUGAAAUGGCUCUUGAAGACCAGCAGCAGCCACCACCACAGCAUACACAAACUACUCUUGUAGUAACGGGACCUGAAGAAUCUAUUCCACAAGAAGCAACAAGUUGUGAAGGUGAAACAUUUCGGCUAGAAACAGAAAACCAGCCAAAUGUUACUUGAAAUACUGAAAUAUGAAUUAUUUCGGAAUUUGGUACAAAAAGACUGCAUCGGAAACAUAUUGUUAGAUCAAAGACCUAUGCUAUCAAUGCAAUUUGUUCAAAACUUUUGUUGUACCCUUGAAACAUUUGUAAUACAAAUAUUUGCUUUAAUGGAGUACUCUAGUAAACGAGCACUUGUACAGACCAUAGUCAUCAUAUAUAUGCACAUGUAUAUAUGGUUUACUCAUAAUUUAUUUAAUUGUACAUAUCAAUUUUAUAUAUAUAUAUUUGCAGAUAAAAUAUAUAAACUAGUAAUGCAUUGUGUAUUGCUAAUAAAACUUGUAAUUUGUGGCUACAUUAUUUAUCCUAUCCAGUCGUUGUUUAUAUUUUAAAAUCAUCCUAAAUUGUUCAUCAAAAUGGACUAAAUUCAUAUUUCGUUUGAAUGGAUUCUGUGUAACAUAUUUGUAAAAUAAUAUGGAAGAUAAAAAUCAUUCCCAUUUUGAUAUCGUAAAGUAUCCUUUUGUAUUUGUUAAUUAUUAUAAAAACGGAGCCAAGAUUAUUAUUAAGGCUAUAUUUUUCCAGUGAAGAAAGUUUGUUAUGAUCAUUAAUUUUAUAAAGCAAUGUCCAUAUAAUUUCAGUACACAUUUUGUUAAAUUGGCUAUCACAAUUUGUUUUUAUACAUUAUACACUAUAUUUUGUAUUAAAUAAAUCUGUAUUACCUAUAAUGUUUUUUUAAAUUUCAGUUUUUCCUUUCAUUAAG